UGCCCCACCAUCUUCAUCUUGAACCUUUGCAUACUUAACCCAAAGUCUUUCUUUCAAAACGCAUUCCCUCGCCAUGUCUACCCUUCAACAGCCUCUGGCUGAUGCCGAGGCUGCCGCGAGGCAACGUCUUCAUUCGGCUGUCGACUUCAAAUCAGCUACCACUGGUGUGGCCGCCAAGACGAUGCGGAAUGAGCUCAACCGUAUGGUGGCUGAAGAGACCGAUCCCGCUGCAAAGAAGAUCCUUCAAGCCGAGAUGGAGAGCUUCUUCUUACUCUUCAACCGAUUUUUAAUCGAGCGGGCCAAAGGCGAAAAGCUUGACUGGGAUAAGAUCAACCCUCCCAAUCCCAAGCAAGUUCGUGCAUACAAGCAGUUGAAAGAUGUCGAUGCCUCCAUCCUCAACAAACUGGCUGUGCUCAAGCUCAACGGUGGUCUGGGCACGACCAUGGGGUGUGUCGGCCCGAAAUCGAUCAUUGAAGUGAGAGAGGGCAUGACGUUCCUCGACUUGUCAGUGAGACAGAUCGAACAUCUAAAUUCUGAAUACAAUGUCAAUGUGCCGUUCAUCCUCAUGAACUCCUUCAACACGGCCGAUGACACUGCGCGUAUCAUUCAAAAGUAUCAGAACCACAACAUCAACAUUCUCACUUUCAAUCAAUCUCGCUAUCCGCGAGUGGACAAGGAGUCAUUGCUUCCUUGCCCCAAACAUGCCUCGGAUGACAAAGCCAACUGGUAUCCCCCUGGUCACGGAGAUAUCUUCGACGCCCUGACAAAUUGUGGACUGCUGGACCAACUUAUAGAAUCCGGCAAGGAGUACAUCUUCAUCUCCAAUGUCGACAACCUCGGCGCUGUCGUCGAUCUGAACAUCCUCCAGACGAUGAUCGAUUCUCAGGCAGAAUAUGUAAUGGAGGUCACAGAUAAGACCAAGGCGGAUAUCAAAGGCGGUACUAUCAUCGACUACGAGGGCAAGCCACGAUUGCUCGAGGUGGCUCAGGUGCCUAAGGAUCAUCUCGACGAGUUUUGCUCCACUCGCAAAUUCAAAAUUUUCAACACCAAUAACAUUUGGGUCAACCUCCGCGCGAUCAAGAGGAUCAUGGACGAGGACGCUCUAUCGCUCGAGAUCAUCGUCAACAACAAAGUGACCGACAGCGGCCAGGCUGUAAUCCAGCUCGAGACUGCCAUUGGUGCGGCCAUCAAGCACUUUGACAGUGCUAUCGGUAUCAAUGUCCCUCGUAGCCGUUUCUUACCGGUCAAAUCUUGCUCGGAUCUUCUCUUGAUCAAAUCCAAGUUGUACAAUCUAGAGCACGGUGUACUGACGAUGGACAAAUCCAGAGAGUUUGGUGGUACACCUGUUGUAAAACUCGGUGAUCAUUUCAAAAAGGUCGCGAACUUCGAAAAACGAUUCAAGUCGAUCCCGUACAUCAGCGAGCUCGAUCAUCUCACCGUCUCGGGUGACGUUUGGUUCGGUAAGGGUGUACGACUGGCGGGGACGUGCAUCAUCGUUGCCAAUGAGGGUAGCAAGAUCAUGAUUCCGGAUAACGCCAACCUGGAAGGAAAGUUGAUCACCGGUAAUCUCAGUAUCAUCGAUCAUUAGGCGAUACGCUGCCACGACAUCAUGUGUAGGUCACGGAAUGUAACAUGCUGUUUUCUUCGGAAAAGGGCUAUGCGUAUCAUGCACAUUGCAUCUCUCUCUAUCGGUUGUG
This is a messenger RNA of Tremella mesenterica DSM 1558, 1697 nucleotides long. RefSeq lists its product as uncharacterized. Gene Ontology annotation, cellular component: cytoplasm. Gene Ontology annotation, molecular function: UTP:glucose-1-phosphate uridylyltransferase activity. The transcript is spliced from 10 exons. Lineage: Eukaryota; Fungi; Basidiomycota; Tremellomycetes; Tremellales; Tremellaceae. Bases 74 to 1588 code for a protein of 504 amino acids. Gene Ontology annotation, biological process: glycogen metabolic process; UDP-alpha-D-glucose metabolic process. The record is from RefSeq and is a predicted model, not a curated record.